UUAUCAGUAGCACUUUUGGGAUAUUAUUCAUUUGGAAAAGUUUAUGAAAAUAAUUUUAGAAUGAAAAUGAAACGUUCUGUUGUUCCGGAUUUGUUACUGGUUAUUUUCUUUUGUCAAAAAGCAUUUUGCUCAUAUGACUGCUAUACCUGCGAGGGAGGACCACUAUCUAAUUGUGGAACUGUUGCAGCCACUGGUGUCACUGAGGUUUGUUAUGGCAGUUACUGUUAUGAAGCUUUUAUAUUGUACCAAAAUGGAGCCAUGCCUAUGGUGCAGAGAAGAUGUUGGCAGAAGCCGGAUAACACAAAUGAAACAAACUUUUGCGAAUGGGUAAAAACAUCAGAAUCUAUCAAGAAUAGUCACGCUACUGUCGUAGACUGUAACAUAUGCAGCUACCGUUUAUGUAAUACGCACAAAAGAUUUUGGGAGAGUAAAUAAUGAAAGGAGAAUUGAUGUAAUUGAUGUUAAAUUUUGGGUUGUACGAAUUUUAUGUUUCACUCAUUGGUUGAGGAAUUAUUUAGUAGACUAAUAAACAAUGAAUAAUUGUCA
Molecule: messenger RNA, 546 nt
Organism: Leptinotarsa decemlineata (Colorado potato beetle)
Lineage: Eukaryota; Metazoa; Arthropoda; Insecta; Coleoptera; Chrysomelidae
Source: RefSeq, a predicted model, not a curated record